ACACCAUUUACAAACUACAACAUUCAUUCUUCAAAUUAUAACAAUCUUAUAGAAGAGCAAUAAUAAAUUAUAUUUUGAUUUUUAUUGCUUAUUAUUCUAUAACAAAACAUGGCCUCUCUUUUUAACUCCCUUGUAACUUUUGCUCUUUUUUCCUCCCUUUUGGUUCAAGGCACCCUAGGGGGUAUAACAUGUGAGCAGCUUAACAAGGAGGAAUGUGCAUUCGCGGUAUCAUCUAUAGGCAAGCGUUGCGUGCUAGAGAAGUAUGUGCGAAGGAGUGGAUUGGAGGCAUUUAAGUGUACUACAUCUGCCAUCGAGGCUGACAAGCUCAAGGACUUGGUUGAGACUAGCCAUUGUAUUCAAGCUUGUGGCUUAGACCGCGAUACCUUAGGGAUUUCUUCGGACUCUCUUCUCGAGUCCCGCUUUACCCAAAAGCUUUGCUCCCCACAAUGUUACCAAAGGUGCCCUAAUGUCAUCGAUCUUUACUUCAAUCUUGCUGCCGGUGAAGGUGUAUAUCUUCCCAAAUUAUGUGAGACACAAAGCGAAAACCCGAGGAGAGGGAUGUCUGAAAUGAAGAGCUCAGGCAUAGCAACACCAGGGCCAAUAUCAGCUACAAAUUUGUUGGGUGCUCCAAUUAUUUCUGUUGAGUUGGGUGCUGCUGCUGAUGCACCAAUUGGGUCUCCUACUUCUUACAUUGAGUUGAGUGAUGAACCUGUUGAUGCUCCAGCUCCAACUCCAGCUUUGCCUCCUUAUUACUAAAUUUCUAGCCCAAGUGCAAGAAGAUUUUACGGAUACUUCGUUAAAUGCUUUCAUAUACAUUUCAUGCAAGAUCGAAGCAGCAGGACCAUUAUAUUCCUGGUGUUAGUUUGUUGGAUGACUUAAACUGUACCAUUGCCCAUGUGGCAUGUAUUAAUGUAUUAUUAUAUACAUGGAGUAACAGUUUUAUUUUUAUACUGUACCAUCUAUGAUUUUCAAAGCUACCCUUGAAUAAAACAUAUUGACAUCAUCAAUAACG
Molecule: messenger RNA, 1012 nt
Organism: Chenopodium quinoa (quinoa)
Lineage: Eukaryota; Viridiplantae; Streptophyta; Magnoliopsida; Caryophyllales; Amaranthaceae
Exons: 3
Coding region: 109-756 (215 amino acids)
Source: RefSeq, a predicted model, not a curated record